ACUAAAGGAAUUGCGAUCCUACUUAAUGACAGUAGGACCAUAGUUUCUGUUUCUAAAGUUCUGGACGAACGUUCCGGAAGUAAUUUAGUUACGGGUGGUUUUAUUUUGUAAGCGUGGAGCGGAAGUGUGUGAUGAGCGCUGCGUGCGGCGGAACCUGAGCCAGGCUGAGCCACUGAGCUAAGGCACAGGCUCAGUGAGAGCCAGCACCGCUGGGUUAUACCAUACAAGACGACAGAACCAGCCUCAUGCUGUGCCCUGGGCACAUCUCCUGCCCUCCGGUGCUGUCGACAGCAUUGUGACAUAUUUAUUUUUGUAUUAUUAUUUGGGCUUUAUCCUAAAGGGGAAGAGCAGCGGUGUCAUGGAGUUGUACUGCCUCGAGUCGGAGACACUCUUGAAAGCACAGCCUGACCCAAACAUCCUCAGUGAUGACAGAGUGUUUCAAAGUUUAUUAACUAUCGAGGAAGGGUUUUUACACCAAAGUUCAUAUUUCCAGCGAGUCCAGACGGAUAUCAAGCCUUUUAUGAGACGAACGGUUGCGGGCUGGAUGCACGAGGUAUGUGAAGAGGAGAAGAGCAAUGAAGAUGUAUUUCCCUUAGCUAUUAAUUAUUUGGAUAGAUUUUUAGCUGUUAUGCCAACCAGGAAAAGCUAUUUGCAGCUUUUAGGGGCCGUCUGCAUGUUUCUGGCCUCCAAGAUAAAGGACACCAGGCCUCUCUCUGCAGAAAAGCUAUGCAUGUACACAGACAACUCCAUCACACCACAGGAGUUGUUGGACUGGGAGCUGGUGGUGUUGGGAAAGUUGAAGUGGAACAUGGCCUCAGUCAUUCCAAAUGAUUUCAUAGAGCACCUCUUACACAGACUGACCCUCCCCAAAGACAAGGUGGCUCUGGUCCGCAAACACACGCUCACGUUCAUCGCCCUCUGUGCCACAGAUGACUGCCUUGCAAUGAACCCUCCUUCGAUGAUUGCCACCGGCAGCAUGGGGGCGGCAGUCUGUGGCCUGCAGCUGGACUACAAUGACUCCAGGCUGAGUCGAGACAACCUGACCAACCUGUUAGCCAAGAUCACCAACACUGAGGUGGACUGUUUGAGAGCGUGCCAAGAGCAGAUAGAGCGUGUUCUGGCCAGCAGCCUGCAGCAGGAGCAGCACCAGCGCCAGGACUCUGGGGUCAGGGCAGGAAACAAGGCGAGAGAACAGCAAGACCAGGCCAGCACCCCAACAGACGUACGAGAUGUCAAUUUAUGAACUCAUCGGCACCAGGGCAGUUUCGUCAUCCAAAAGGCAUGUCCAGGAGCAUCUUUGUUGCUUUAUAAACAGUGGUGUGACAAUCUAUGAACUCUUAGAAUUUAUGUAUUCCUAGAUUUCUCAUUUUACCCCUUUCACAAGCAGAUGGUUUUAUUUUGACCUAUUGUAUGGGGCAUACUGUAUGUAUUCCAUCAAGCUAUUUAAAUGAUAAUUUCUUGAAAACUUGAUAGUCCUUUAGGUUAGAGUGGUAACCUAAACAUAUUUUCAUACUUGAAUAGAUGCCAUAGUAGUGAUAUGAAACAUAAUCAUAAAUAUACAUAUAUGAUGUAUAUGAUAUAUAUCUAGGCUUAUAUAUAAAUACAAAUCUGAUUAAAGAUAUAGGUAUUUAGGUAGGUGUUUAGUUUUCUUCCAAGUAUCAAUUUACUGUCUUCCUCUACGAUUCAUAUACGAGUAUAGUAUAGAAAAGUACAUGAAUGAUAAUGCUGAAAAGUAGAGCUGAUGGCAUUUAUAGCAAGCUGAUUAGCCACCAGGGGGCACUGCUGUUGCUGACUCAAGGAGCGCAUGCACCUCUAUCACAGCUAAUGUAUGCUUGUGUGCUGGCAGAGUGGGCUGGGCCUGCUCAAAGAAGGCACCACAAUAGGAUUGAGAGUUUUUUAAUUGGGGAUUUCCCCCUAAAUAUCUGAGAAAAGGUCAGUUGUUUAAGCAGUUGGAUUUGCUCAGAUAAAAUGCAUUUGCACCAAUAAGGUGACUGCUCAUACGGUCAAUGUAUUAUUUCUUUCUGUGUGUCAGAAAGUGACAGCAAUGGAGAUGGACAAUAGGCCUCAGAGAGUGUACGAAAAGAACAAAAGAUCCAGCAUGUUUUAUUGGGAUGCUAACAGUUUAAUGUAGGAUGUGGGACUUUAGGGUGUGUUGAAAAGGAAAGUAAGUGUAUAUCGAAAGAAAACUGGCAAUUAGAAUUGAAUAGUCGAAUGGAGGAAAAUAAACUUAAGCUAUGUUUGUGCAAAUGCCAGUUACUUGAGUAACAAACUGGAGAUGAAAAAAUCUAACAUCUAUCCAGUAGGGGGAGACUGUCAGUGCCAGGGAGCACUUGGGUAUGUGACCAUUUCUCCUGUACCGAUGAAUUGAGUUACUUGGAGUUUUGAAAUCGAGGCGCAUGGCUUGUAAUGAUGUUGAUGCACUUUGUAAACACUUUAAAUUUAACGGGAUAGUUAGUGGCAAGUUAGUGGGCUAUUGGGGCCAUUUUUCUCUUUUAAGUUAUUUGAUCUUUCUGGGCUGGAUUCCCAUGGGGUGUUUGGUAAUCUUGAGCCGCACCCCAACAGGUUGGUUAGGCAUUGGAUCUUCCAUAUUAUAGUUGUGUUAAAUGACACCAUAAUCAUUUGCAAUGCAAACUAAGGAAAGCCGAGUCACACUUGGAUUCAGUGCUUCCUGUUUAAUCUUACUUGAAUUUUAUGAAUUCAUAGCCAAACCUUCCAAUAGUUCUUCCAAAGAGUUUGUGUUGAGUUGUGUUCUUGUUAUGUUUUUUUUUUGUUUUUUGUUUUUUGUAAAAGGCUCACAAAAUGGAGCUGCCAUCAUAUAAACUCAAGAUAUGAUUAGAGGUUAUAUGAUGUGAACGUGUAAAUAACCAAUUUCCCACGAGGAAAAAUCUUAGUCAUUACAUUUUAGACAAAACAUCUAAAUAGUACUCAUGGUUAUACAUGGUUUGUUGUGUUGAGAGCCAAAAGGUUUUCAUGAAAGAACUUAAAAAUGGCAAUUGUUUAUGCUUUUAAAGCUAUUGUGUAUAAAAUCCAAAGACAGAAAAAAUAUCACUCAAAAUUUUCCUUGCUGCUAUAAAGCCUUUCUUAUCUAGUCUUACAACUAUGUCUGCAUUAUUGUGAUUUAUGUGUGUGCUGCUAUAUUAAGAAAUGUACCUUUUACCAGUCUUCUUAGCUUUUACCUAUGUAUGUGUACUGGAGGGACCACCAUGACAGCUCCGUGUGGGACUGGAAGCUCUUUGUGUAUGCCAAUCAUUUGAUUUGCAUGUUUUUGUAUCUUAUCCUUGAUACUACAUUCUUGCUGCUUUUUGUACCUAUUCUUGUGUACCUCAGGUUAAUUGGACGAAUAAAGCAAGAGCCACUCUUGCAUUACCUCAUACACACUUCAUACACAUUUGACGGGUUUUUAAAAAAUUACAGUGCCUAUAUUUAAAAUGGGUGAAUUUCAACUAUCUGGUGCUAAAUCAGAAAUGUGGAUGACAUGACAUGGCCUAUUAUUUCUACUUUAAGAAUUUAACAUGUAAAAUCAGUUCUGUUGUGUUGUUCUUCAAAGUAUCUUGAUCCGCUAACCUGUUCACUUUGUGGCUGCACAAUUCUGAUGUCUCCUGACACACAACAGCCAUGCAGUGUUCCUCAAUUUCUCUUCAAUAAAUUGGCUAAAACUA
Boleophthalmus pectinirostris (great blue-spotted mudskipper) is the source of this 3659-nucleotide messenger RNA. RefSeq names its product G1/S-specific cyclin-D2-like. Gene Ontology annotation, molecular function: cyclin-dependent protein serine/threonine kinase regulator activity. The transcript is spliced from 5 exons. The coding region runs from base 359 to 1243 and encodes 294 amino acids. Gene Ontology annotation, biological process: regulation of cyclin-dependent protein serine/threonine kinase activity; positive regulation of G1/S transition of mitotic cell cycle; mitotic cell cycle phase transition. Lineage: Eukaryota; Metazoa; Chordata; Actinopteri; Gobiiformes; Gobiidae. Gene Ontology annotation, cellular component: cytoplasm; cyclin-dependent protein kinase holoenzyme complex; nucleus. The record is from RefSeq and is a predicted model, not a curated record.